CCCAGUCGAGCACGUCGUCGUCGUUGUCUUCCUCCACAGUAAUAUUAAAUUCCAUGAUAAUAAAAAAAAAUAGUAAUAAACAGUCCAGUCCAUAAGGUGAACAAAAAAAAAAAAACGGAGCCACGUGAUACUGUCUUGCUCCAGUGAAUCGUAAAAUUUAAAACAUAAACCCCCAAGACUGAACGUUUAUUUCCUGAGUGUCUUCUUCACUUUGGUAAAGCUACCCCUUGACCACUGGGGUCGUAAAAUGUUUUACUAAAUUUUCAAAAAAAAGUGUUAAAGGUGUUAUUUUCUUUUUUUUUCAUCAAAAAAUUAUUUUUCAAAUUAUCAUUUUAAAAUGAGUGGAUUCAAGAGAAUGCAGAGUAAAGUUUUUUGGAGUCAAAUGGCAGCUCAUGAUUUGGAUAAUAUUCCAUUAAUUGUCAAUACAAAUCCAGAACCACCAACAAUUAAUGUUGAUAAUUCUUAUUGUAAUUUUGGACGUGACAGUGAUACUGAUAAUUUAAGUGACAGUGAAAAUAAAAUAGAUAAUAUAACAGUUAUAAAUAUACCAAUUGAAAAAUCUAAAAAUGAUAAAACAUUAAAUACAAUUCAAGAAGAGGCAAAUGGAAUUUGUGAUAAAGAAAUAAUUGUAGAAAAAUUAAUUGAAAAUAAAAGAUCAACAAGUCCACAUAGUGAGAGUCAUGGUAGUCUUGAUUCUGGUUUUUCUGAUUCAGAAAGAUCAAAAAGUACAGAUGGUACACCAAAAAAAAUUAAAAGACGUACAAAACGUUCACGUGGUAGACCAAAAGUUAAUCCAAGAUUAAAUGAAUUAUGGAAAGACAAUGAAUUACCACCAAAUCCAACAUUUACAUCAACACCAGAUAGACCCCUAUCAACAGCAAGAUCAAGACAAAGUAUAAUAUUUAGCAAUGAAAUACUUUCAGCAUUAGAAAAUGAUAUUAAACAAUCAAAAAGAAUUGUGGAAAAUGAAGAAGAGACAUCAUUGAAAGUACAACAAGAACUAACACAAGAAGCUGAUUGUCUUGAUGAUUUUCUUUAUACAAAAGAACCACCUGAGGAUGAUGUAUCAACUUCAAAUGAUUCAACACCAUCAUUAACUGAUGGUCAUUGGUACAGUAGAUUAUCAAAUGAACAAUCAAACUCAUCAACAGUAUCAAGUGAAAAAAAAAAUAAUGAUUAUCAUGAAGAACGUUGUCGUGGAUCUGUAACAGCUUGGUUAAAUGAUAUUGUUGAAGAUUAUGAAGCUGAAUGUUUAGUUACACUUCAAAGUAAAGCAAUGCCAAAAAGAAAUUUUAUAAAUCAAACAACUGAAGAAGCACAAACAAGAGAUAUUAGAAUGCUUACUUCAUCAGCAACUGCAGCUGCUACUGAUUUACUUGUUCGUGCUGAUAAAUUUUCAAAAAAUAUACAUGAUGUCAUUGAGAAAAUUUCACAUCUUGAAAUUGAUAGAACUGAGGAUGAGCUAUUACGAAAAAUUGAAGGUGAAGCAUUUUUAAUUCUUUCAGAACUUGGAUCAGCACCAUUACGACGAAUAAAUGGAACAAGUCUUCGUUCAAUUCUUUUACAACUUGAGACAUUAAAAAAUAUUGUUAAUUGUGCAUUGGAUACUCGUUUAGAUUUUUAUAUUGAGAGAGUUGUAAGAGGACUUGAAGAUGCACCAAAAGAAUCUGGUAGUGCAGCAAGAGGUGCAUUAGCUGCACUAACAGCACUUGGACUUGCUGGUGUACGUGCAAGUAAUAGUAUUGCACGUUGUUCUGGUAUACGUGCAUUAUUAACAUCAUUAAUAUCAGCUGGACGUUUAUCAAGUGAAUUACGUGCAUCAACACUUCGUGCAUUAUCAACUGUCUGUUGUUGUCCACUAGCUAUUAAUCAUUUUGUUAAAGAUGGUGGUCCAGAAAUACUUGUUGAUUUAAUAGCAUCAAAUAAAUCACCAGAAAAAGAAAAAAUGGAAGCAACAGCACUUGUUGUACAAGUUACAGCACCAUGGACAGAUGCACUUGGUUUAAAAUAUUUAGAACCAUAUUCAUAUAUACUUGUUAAUAAUUUAACACAAUUAGCUGAAAAUACAAAAUGUGGACAAACAUUAUUACUCGCUUCAGCUGCAUUAAAUAAUUUAGCUAAUUCAAAUAAAUGUAUUUAUGCUAUUGUUGAAUGUGAUAGUAUUAAAAAAUUAUUAAAUCGUGUUAAAAAAUCAACUGGUGUUAAUAUAUGGUUAAUGGAACAAGUUGCAUCACUCAUUGAUAAAUUAGCAAAAAAAAAAGAUAUUAGAAAAUAUCUUGAAAAAACAAGAGCAUCUGUUGCAUUAGUAUUUUUUUUAAGACUAGCACCACCUGGUUUUGAAGAUGCAUAUGAAAGAUUAUCAAUAACAGCAGCAACAGCAUUAACAAGAUUAUGUGUUGAUCCAUCAAUUGCAAAACAAGUUGUUGCUGUUGGUGGUGCUGAUUGUCUUCCAAAUUUAAAUAAACCAUAUUAUAAUGAUGAUGAUGAUGAUGAUAAAAUUGGACUACUUAAAUAUACAAAAAGUUUAAGAUUAGCUUGUAUUAAAGCAGCUAAACAUAUUGAUGCUGCUAAAGCAUUGGACUAUUCAUAUGGUCAAUGA
This is a messenger RNA of Aphidius gifuensis, 2599 nucleotides long. RefSeq lists its product as uncharacterized. Gene Ontology annotation, biological process: regulation of asymmetric cell division; asymmetric cell division; establishment of mitotic spindle orientation. Gene Ontology annotation, cellular component: apical cortex. Gene Ontology annotation, molecular function: cytoskeletal adaptor activity. The coding region runs from base 338 to 2599 and encodes 753 amino acids. The record is from RefSeq and is a predicted model, not a curated record. The transcript has 4 exons. Lineage: Eukaryota; Metazoa; Arthropoda; Insecta; Hymenoptera; Braconidae.